Pichia membranifaciens NRRL Y-2026 is the source of this 474-nucleotide messenger RNA. RefSeq lists its product as hypothetical. Bases 1 to 474 code for a protein of 157 amino acids. The record is from RefSeq and is a predicted model, not a curated record. Gene Ontology annotation, molecular function: ribosome binding; RNA binding; translation elongation factor activity. NCBI's taxonomy places the organism in Eukaryota, Fungi, Ascomycota, Pichiomycetes, Pichiales, Pichiaceae. Gene Ontology annotation, biological process: positive regulation of translational elongation; positive regulation of translational termination. The transcript has a single exon.
AUGGCUGAAGAAGAACACAACUUCGAGGUUGCAGAUGCAGGAUCCUCCCUGACCUUCCCAAUGCAAUGUUCUGCAUUGAGAAAGAACGGUUUCGUCGUCAUCAAGGGCAGACCAUGCAAGAUUGUCGACAUGUCGACCUCCAAGACCGGUAAGCACGGUCACGCCAAGGUCCACUUGGUUGCCAUCGACAUCUUCACCCAAAAGAAGUUGGAGGACUUGUCUCCAUCCACCCACAACAUGGAGGUUCCUGUUGUCAAGAGAAACGAAUUCCAAUUGUUGGACAUCGACGACGGCUACUUGUCCUUGAUGAACAACGACGGUGACAUGAAGGAGGACGUCAGAGCCCCAGAAGGUGAGAUGGGCGAAAAGUUGCAAUCCGAUUUCGACGACGGUAAGGAAUUGAUUGUCACCAUUGUCUCUGCCAUGGAGGAAGAAGCUUGUAUCUCCUACAAGGAAGCUCCUAAGGGCAAUUAG